AGGCUGGGCGGAGCCGUGCGUCAACAGGCUGGUGCCCGUGAUCUGGUUCGUCAUGGCGGCCAGAAAGCCUCGCUCGGUGGCCAACCCUUUGGAGUCUGCUAUCACUUCACCGAGUGAGAGGAUACUCAAAGAAUGCCACAAUUUGUAUGUCGACAGCGAAAACGGCCUGGUCAAAAUUGCCAGCAGCCUUGGAGUGUGUCUCCUGCCCCCUAGAAAAAAGAUUAUUGUGAUGAUCAUGGGGAACCACUCUGCAGGAAAGAGCUCCUUCAUUAACUGGUACGUAGAAGAGCAUAUCCAAAAAACCGGGGUUGCCAUCGAAACACAGGGCUUCACAUUCAUCACAAGUGGGCGCAAAAGAGAAUCAUUGACGGGGAAUGCAACAUUACAUCUCUACCCCCAUUUUCGACCGCUCCUUGAGUUCAAAGGUGUUUUGGACUACCUUUCUGCAGAGAUCUCCACAUCCAAGCAGAAAAAGUUCAGCCUUGUGACUUUUGUGGACACGCCUGGCUUGGUGGACGGGGACAUGAUUUACCCUUUUAAUGUCAACAGCGCUAUCACAUGGCUGGGAGAACAGUCCGAUCUGGUAUUUGUGUUCUUCGACCCAAUGGGUCAGGCCCUGUGCAAGCGCACAUUGAACAUUGUGGAGAAACUGAGUGAGAAAUGUGGAGACAAACUGCUGUUCUACCUCAGCAAGGCCGAUGAGGCCGGAAGGGAAACAGAUCGACAGAGAGUAAUGAUGCAGAUUGUCCAGGAACUGUGCCGCCGCCCAGGUCUCAACAAAUGUGGCUUUGAAAUGCCAACUAUAUAUAUUCCUAACCCACAGAAGCCAAGCCGUUGUGUGAACCAGAUUGACAGAGUGUGUCAGACCAUCGAAAAGACCAUCAACCAAGCUGUGCAGAGGACUUUGGACCAAUUGGAGAAAGACUGUGAUUGUAUUUGCUCCACCAUUAGCGACAGACUACAACAGGACAGGACUGAUGCCACUUACAAUAAAAGUGUCCGCCUGAACUCGUUUGUGUGCGGUGCUUUGGGAGUCUUCCUUCCUCUUGUCUUCCUCCUUAGUUUCAUUGUGAGCACCUUCUCCAAAGAGCAGCUAAGUGAGCUGUUGGGAGAAGGGCUGGCACAAACCCUUUUCAUCUGCACUGGAAUAGUGAUGUACGUAUGGGACUGGAUACCAGAAGAUGGACAAGUUGUGUUUUUAAUGUUUUUUGGAGCCCUCUGCUACUUCUUUUUUUUCCUCGCCAAACAUUUUUCUGGUCAGAGGUACAAGACUUUAACAAAGAAGGAGAAGAGAAAAAUGACAGAGUACAAUGAUUAUAUCCGGGAUAUCGUCAGAACCAAGAAGGGCAAAUUGUAUGAAUGGUACCUUCAACAGUGUGCUGCGGAAUAUGACCUUUGACCCUGGGUAAGAUGAAUGUUCUUCACGUGUGUGUGUAUAUCUGCAUGGUGCUCAAAAGCCACUUGUUUGGACAAAAUACGUUGUGUAGUCUGUGACGAAACACUGGCAAGUUUGUAAAGAUACUGAUAAUCAUUCACCAAAUAAUGCAGCCAAGAGUGUUUGGGAUAUUAGCAAGUGCCUUUGCUGUUUAGUAUAGUCAAGAGACUGUGAUGGUGGUCAUUUACUGAAAGGAAAACAAAUGUGAAUAUCUUUUGACAGUGUAGAGUUCAUCAAUGUAGCUAGUUUACAAAUGCACUUCAUUUCAUCAAAGAUUUGACCUGCUUACAGGGUGCAAAAAAAAUCUGACAAAUUGUUUAACCGGGAGGUCUGUAUUUAUAAAAACACUUGAAAAAAAUCACAUUAUAUUACAUGUUAAUAUUUUCUACAAAUAAUGAUGCUUUGUUAAAAUACUUGUAAUAUAUAUUAUAUGUAAUAUAUAUUUUACAGUACAUUUUACAAUGUAAUGUGUUUUUAAAGAGUAAUCGCUCAUAUACUGGAGAUCAUUACAUUAUGAGUGUUUUUAAAGAAAUAUUUUUAAAACUAAAUAAUCGCUAUGCAGUCAUGAGUGCAUCAAUAAAGUGUAAAUUAACAGUUUACAAGUUUCAUCUUGUCUUAAGAUGUGUCUUGUUUUGUGACGCAAAUAACAGACCACUGUUUGUCAAGCUAUUAAAAACAAAAUUGUACUCCAAAAAGACACUCCAGGCCUAAAACUGACUUUUCAGUGCCAGCAAUAUUCCUGGUCUAUUGUAUCAUGACAUAAAAGGCAAAUGUGCAGGUAUAUUUUUAUUUCAACUUUUUAAAUUAUGUAAUAUCCUAUCCAUUUGUGUUGGGUGUGUGAUCUUAGUGAGUUUAAAUUGUAUACAGUAUAUUUAAAUGUGUCUUUGUGGUGUGAAAUUAGGAGGAAGAAAUCCCAUUCAUAUAGAAAUAGCUUUCUGCCUCAAAGAAUGUAAUGUCUCAAACGCACACAUGAACUUUCCCGCUUCUAUUAAAGUCAUUAAAUAUUUUCUCCUGA
This is a messenger RNA of Syngnathus acus (greater pipefish), 2450 nucleotides long. RefSeq lists its product as uncharacterized. Bases 53 to 1399 code for a protein of 448 amino acids. The record is from RefSeq and is a predicted model, not a curated record. The transcript has 12 exons. Gene Ontology annotation, molecular function: GTPase activity. NCBI's taxonomy places the organism in Eukaryota, Metazoa, Chordata, Actinopteri, Syngnathiformes, Syngnathidae.